Molecule: messenger RNA, 1565 nt
Organism: Phaedon cochleariae (mustard beetle)
Lineage: Eukaryota; Metazoa; Arthropoda; Insecta; Coleoptera; Chrysomelidae
Source: the annotation of a GenBank genome assembly
CUAUAAAUAAACUGAGAACUAAUGUUGUAGUAAACACAAUAUUUUCAACACUUGUUAACAUGAUUCAAUAAUUAUUAUUAUGGUAAUCCCGAAACCCUAUCAACAAACUCGUGCUAACACCAUGCACCACGUAUCACAGAUGUUAUAUGUUAUAACUAAUUAACUGUAUUUGUUUAUUUAUAUCUUAUAUCUGUAUCCGAAACCGAAUUACCGAAUGAGCGCAGCGAGAGCACACCUCACUUCACAGACCUCCUGUAUAAUUAUCUGCAGACCUCCUAUUUUCUGACUGUCAAGUCAAGUCAGUCAAGUGUCACGACAACUGACGAGUGUGACGUAAUAAAACGGCAAUCGCUAAUCCAAAUUAUGCGCACUAGAUGCGCACCGUACGUUAUUAGUGAGUUGUUGGAAAGUCAUGGCGCUCAUGGCGCACAGGAAAAAUACGAAGGUUGGUAGAACUGAAAAUAUUAUAGUUUCAUUAUUCUACCAACCUUCUGUUGUCAAAAGGAAAAACUGACAACCUGACAAAGUGAUCUGACAGCAGAAAAUAGAAAAUUACAUAACAUAACCUCAUUUGGCUUUUGAGGAAAAUCCACUGAAAUUGUAGCAAAAGUAAAUUUGCUCUACAGUAAUAUGGGAAAUGCAGUGGGAAAUAUUCCACAAAGUGGAUUCAACUUGUAUUUCUACCCUGAAAUAACUCCUAGCCCUUUAGAGGAACCUACAUUUGACCCUUUGAUGGGUUUUGAAAAUGGGCGCAAAAAAAGAGUUAUGAUAGCAACGGAGGCCGAGAUGAAGUCAGCAAAAUUGCCAUUGGAGGACCGAGACUACUGUGCACAUUUGUUACUGAAUUUCAUGGCAUGCAGGAAAGAUAACUUCCCAUUUGUUGUAAAAUGUGGACAUGAAAAGCAUGCAUAUCUUAAUUGCAAAUAUGAAGAUUAUUUGAUAAGGAUGAAAGAAUAUGAAAGGGAAAGAAGGUUGAGAGUCAGGCAACAAAAAGAACUAGCAACUUCAGAAAAUUGAUUUAUUUUUUGUUUGUAGUAACUGUAAAUAAAUGAAAAUAAAAUAUUUUUAGUUCACUGAUUGACAAAUUUCUGAUAUCAUUAUCAUACAUUUCAUUAGAUAAACAAAAAUAUCUAUUUGGAUGCCAAUAAAUAAUGCCAUACCUUCAGCAUGAAAAAAAAUCAUUCCACCAAAGUUUUGUUUGUGGUGAGAAUACAACAAGUACUGCUUAUUAUUUAGAAAAAGCUAUCUAUAAAACAUUCAAUAACUGCUUGGCACAAUUCAUUCUUUUCUUCUCCAACUCGUUUUGUCCUGAUAAAGAAUGCAAUUGCACAGUGGUGAGGAACCUAGCAUUUUCGCCAAUUUUCACCUUGAUUUCUUGCCGAUGGGAAUUUGCAGAAGUAACUAAGGUCCCCAAAGCCACAUAGGCUCUAAAUUGUGACUCUGCAUCUGUCAACUUUGUCAGGAUAUCUGGUAACACUUGAGCCAAUAUGGAGAAACCUAUUUCAUCAUUAUUCUUGAUAGUUAGGAUUGUUAGAUUCAAAAGAGAAGUUGAUAAAGCCACCUGA